GGUUAACCAUUAAGUAUGGUGCACUUCAAAGAUGUGCAGAGUGCUAAGAAUAGCACAGGGCUUUGCAAAUCCAGAUUAUUCUCUUUGUGGUACCGGAGAGAAACUGCAGUCCCAAGACUUAAGAGUCUAAAAAUGGUGUAUCAGCCAAGGUUAACAAUUUGGGUCAGCCAGGAACUCUUCCCAACUAGCCAAGGGGAUGGAGGAUUUCCUAAGGGAAAUCUUACUAUCCCAAAGGAAGUUAAUCGCAAGAAGAACAAUGAGACUGAAGCUGCGUUCCUGACUCCAGCAAAUGGCUAUGGAUAUCAUUUCACUGAAAUCAAUUACCUCUACUCUUUUUAAUCAUAAUUCCUCCAUUUGUAUUACAUAUGGUAUAUGGGUGUUGAUGAGGUCAUGGUGUCAUAUAUCGGGAAUUGUUUCUGUGUAAAUCAUCAAGUAUAAGAAGAAACUAUGGGACUCUGAGCCUUGCUUUAGAGAAUUACAGUGGAUAAAUGUGUAUCAUACAAACAGUUUUUAACAUUCUGACUCAAGUAAAAGCUCUCAGAAUUUCACACUGUGAAUCCAUGUUUACCAACAUUACAGGUGGGCCUUCAGGCCUGGUUCUGCCACAACGUCUUCCACUACUCAAACUCCACCGCUGACAUGCAACCGGUAAACUGCCGCCUCUCCAUUUCCACCAUUCCUAACUGCUUCUUGCAGAGGCUGAGAGUCCCUCUUUUCCCCUCCCCCCCACCCCAUUUAGAUGUAACAAGCCUAGUAGUUUAUUUUCAUCAAUUGUCUGUAUAUCUCUAUAUUUUAUCCAUGUACUCUUUUGAUGUAUAGAAGUAGUAUGAAACUCAUGGUUUCCUUGUGGUAAGUGAUUGAGAUGCUGCCACGGGAUUUGAGACACUGAUGAAUGGUGCUAUUUUGGACUUUAAACAUGCUCCUUGGCAAGGUAGCUCUGAUGGAGUUAUUUUUUAUUUCCAUGUUCUGAGAAGGUGUUGGUACUUUGUUUUCCUGAAUGUUGUUCUUUAGAUGGGACUGACUUGUUUCUUGUGUCUUCAGUGUGGCUUUCUUAUUAAGUGUUGUAGGGUGAGUAACUACUUAGAGUAAAAGUGAGGGACUGAUUCCGGAUCAGGGUACGCUCACAGACAUGCAACCUGUAGUGGGAGCAAUCACAAAACUGUAAUUUAAGUCAGUCUCCUUUCUGUAUCCUGUCCACAUAACUUAGAAAAAGAUGAGCAAUAAGUUUCCAAUAGUCUUUGGAAGUCUCUUAUACUUUUGGGGGUGGGGGAGGGAAGGCUUUUUUGGAGGAAAAAAAAAGGGCACUUUUUAAAAUCCUCAUAAAAUACGUGAUGUGGUAGGGAUGAAACAGUGAUUUUUUUUUUCUUAAAACUUCAAAAGGAAACACUCUUAUAAAAGGCAAAGAGUAUAUUUCAGUGUCAUCAAAGUGUAGAUUUUACAUUUUUGUUCUUGCUCCCAGGGUAUUAAGAAAAGAAAAAACCCCCAGUACCAUCUACUCAUGGAAUGUUGUUGUGUUAGACACAGUCUGAAAGCCCACCUUAAUUUUUUUAUAUAACUCUGUCUUUUAGCUCUUCCUUUUACAGGGCAGGCCUUGUUCUGAACUGUUUUACCUUUUGACUGUUAAAUACCAAUGCAUGCACGACACUGCUUAGGUUCUCCUCCCCACCCCCCCUUAUUCCCUUUCUUGUAAGUUUUCUUUUCCAAUAGAUUAGAUGCAUCAACUGUGCUGUAUAUAGAGCAAGAAACAGUACUCAGCAGUUGUGUCAUUUAUGUAUAGUUGCAAUUGUGUACUGUUGAAAAUGCAGGCUUUUGUAACAGUGUGAUCUAUAAUAAUGCACUGCAAGUACCCAAUGUAUUUUAGCUAUUUUAGUAGGAUUUGCUCAAUAAAUAUGCAAGCUGUAAAGGUAA
Molecule: messenger RNA, 1908 nt
Organism: Caretta caretta (loggerhead turtle)
Lineage: Eukaryota; Metazoa; Chordata; Testudines; Cheloniidae
Source: RefSeq, a predicted model, not a curated record